This is a messenger RNA of Brienomyrus brachyistius, 5542 nucleotides long. It is a transcript of the gene tmcc1a, whose product is annotated as transmembrane and coiled-coil domain family 1a. The coding region runs from base 3227 to 5143 and encodes 638 amino acids. Lineage: Eukaryota; Metazoa; Chordata; Actinopteri; Osteoglossiformes; Mormyridae. The transcript has 6 exons. Gene Ontology annotation, cellular component: endomembrane system. The record is from RefSeq and is a predicted model, not a curated record.
UAAUACGUGCUUUUUUAACUUCGGAAAAGGAGGAAUCAAGUUUUGCGAUUAAUGAAGAAGACUGAGAGCGUGACAGGUGUGUUUUAGAUUAUGAUCUAGUUGCCUUUUCGGGCGCUAAGUUUAUCAGUGUGCUUCAUUUCACAGUACAGAAACAAGCCGGGUGUCACUCGGCAGCUUGUGUCUUGAACGUCAGUUAAUUUGUGUUAUCAAAAAAGUACCUGCGUGGGUUUAAAACACUUUUUCUUGCACAUUUGCAUUUGAGGACAUACAUAUGGAAACACUUAGUACAGCAUGUGCUUGUGGAACAGGGACGAUGAACCGUCUAAAUUUUGCCUGUAAGUUGCUUAUCUUGUAUGAAUAUAUAACUCAUACUUUAGGUAAUAAACUACAUCCUGCAAAUUUUACAGACGUAGUGCAAAUAUUUGCAUUUCGUAGAGAAAUGGUUGUCGACAUGGUAUUUCUGGAAAUUCUUAAGCAAUGUAACAAAAAUAAGCUUCUUGCGAUUUAGCAACUCGUGUCCGUUUCAGGUACCCGGUGAUUGAGGGCACAUUUCGGCGGUUUUGAGUAGCAUGCCUUAAAUUAUUUACCGUUUCAUUGAUAUGAAAUGAGUAAUACUUCCUGCAGUAAUGGUGAGACCGGAGUAAAGCAGGUUCUCUUUGUGCUCUAUGCUUGCUCUUGGGUUCUCAGGCUGUCUGUGCUCCACGUUCGUUGCCUCACUUCACUGUCGGCAUGUGGUGUUGCGUCAUUGACUCUGUUUGUUGUUCGACGGGUGUGUUAAUUGCCUGUGGGUCUGCACUUCCUGGGCCGCCCUUGUGUUUCUGAAGGUCCACCCCCGCCUGGGACCCUAUGCCCCUUUGGUCCCAUGGUCCCUAGUCUGUUUCUGUGAUAAUGGCCGCCUUGCGCCUACAGCCGUCCUGACUCAUUCCUUUGAGGUGAGUGAGUUUAUCAGACUCUUAACAAGUCUGUUGUCUGGAGGUGGGAGAGUUAGCUGAGUCUGUCUGCUGUCCGUUGUUUUUGUUAUUAUUUUUUUUCCGGAAUUGGCAUCAUUCUCAAGUGAGUAGGAGAGAGAAGAGCCCCGGCACUUAGACCACUGAAAUAUUACUUAAGGCUGUUUCAUCCUUUAGACACCACUCUCAUGAAAUGCAGGCCUCCUGGAAUAGGAAUCAAAUGGUGGUGGGAAGCAGUGCUGCUCUCUUGCCUGGGGUUUGUGCGUCUCCAUUCGAAAUCGGGGAAGGCAUCCUUGUCCUCCCAGCUAUCUUACCCACAGCUGCAUCACCACAUAAUUGCGUGUCCAGCUGCUGAAGGUACUGAAGGCUGUCCUUUUCCCCGAUGUUCUUUGUGCAGCGUGUUUUUAAAGCAAACAGCUUUGUAUUCUUUUCAGCUGUGCAGACAAGAAUCCCUUUGAAGAUACAAACCAAUGUUAACUCUUGGGUUCAGUGUAGCAAACAGUAAUCAUUUACUGUAUGGGCUCGCUUUGUAUCUAUUCUAUAUGACUUGGUCACAUUAGAGGAUUUUAGUUCUAAAGUGUAAGCCAGCACUGGUUUUGUUCCUGAAGCAUUUUUUGGCACCUGCGUUAGUGUGUGAGUGUGGAGAUUUCAGGUCCAGAGAGUUGGUUGAAACAAAAUCUUGGUCUGGAUUUGUACUCUCUGGACCUGGAAUCUCCACCUCUGCUUACAGAGGGAGCCCCCCAGGAAUGAGGUUUGCAUGGUGCUGCUGUAGUAGCAGGGGGCUCCUCCUGCCAGCUGCUGCCAGAGCCCUGGAUGCUGCCAGAUGUUGGCCUCAUCUCUCCCAAACAUGGCAUCAGUUGUCAAGGCAACCGGCCAUCACCUUCACCUAUACGAUGUCACUAUGGGCUAGUGUGCAGAUUAGGAUCCUUGUGCCGGGAUUCAGAGUGGAAGAUUACUGGCUUUUAUUGCGGUGACUCGGUAGCUGAGUGGAGGUUUCGUUACCAUGUGACUCGUCCCGUCUGACCGCCAAAGCAGGAAGUGCAUCUUUGUGUGUGAGGAUUCCCAAAGGCUCAGGCCGUCAAGUGUAGCAUCCAGCACAGUCAACAGUCAAACCAAGCAGGAGUUUAACUAUUUGUCCCAUGGGCAACUAAUACAAAAAAACCUGUUUUUAAAUCUACUUUGGUCUGGCCAUUGUUGUGCAGUUAAGCCUAAAAAGACACCUGGGAAUUCUCAUUUUCCCCAUUCAAGUCCUUUAACUGCAGGUGAUUCGUAAAUAGAGCACAGUGCGACUGCUAAGCACGCGUGUGUGUCAAGCGAGAGGCGUCCGCAUGCUGUUGGCUCCGCCCCCCAUGCGUACUCAUGGGAUGAAUGAUGCAGAGGUCCAUGGCUUCGUAGAUGGUGUCCGUAGCGCCCUCAGAGCCCGCCAUGGUCUUGUCCCUUUUUUUAAAGUGCACUGGUUCAGGGUGCGAGUUCCGGGUCAUGAAAACGCGCCACGUUGCUGUUGGAGGUAGAAGUCCUCCGUCACCCCGUCUCGGGUGUUGGCCAUGAGGGUGUCUCUCUCGGCAGCGCAGGUGAGCGAAGUUCCUCCGGUGGGGUUUAUUUUGGUCUGGCUUGUGCCUCUUCUGGUAGGGGGGCUUGAGGGGAGGAAGCACGGCGGAGAGAGGAGAGUCUGAGUUUGCUGACUCUGCAGCCCUUACCGAUGUCAUUGGCUCUCGUCCACAGGAGGAAACUAGGUUAAAUGAGCAUUAUUGUGGCAACCUGGUAGCACAAGGACUGCUUGUCUGUGUCCUUGUGCUCGAUCUAAAGAGGUAUGUGUAGCGUCAGAGGGAGCAGGCUUCUGUGUGCCGGGACUGAUAGACGGUAAACAAGCUGCCCAGGAGGCCCGGAUUUAGUCCGUCACACCGCAGGAACUCUGUGCGUUUUUCAGUUCUCUAUAGGCAUAGAUAAGUGAUUUCUGAGAGAUCCGGUUCUGGAAAGGAAUCUAUCAGCAUUCUCCACGAAAAGCUGGAAGUGUGUUUACAGAAAGCAGGUGACCGCUCGCAGUGAGUCCAGCCGGGCCCAGUGAGGCCGAUGACCAGCAUACCUUUGGGCCGGUCUGCCUCCGCAUGCACCCCCACGUCCUCCAUCUGAAUGCCAGCGCACGCCUCUCACCCUCCCCCUAGAGGCUGUACCCAUAACCCUGCUGCCAGCCCUGCCCCUCAGCCCACCCCCUCCCCUCCCUGCUCCAUGUGACUCCGGCGACGAGACCAACCCCAGGGCGCCCCCCCCCUCCCCCCCCGAUGGAUCACAGUAGUAGCGAGCAGGAUCAUGAGGAGCCGGAUCUGGGAGGAGCUCGGCAAGCGGCGGCGGGCCGGAGGGCGUCGGCUCCCGAGUGGCGGGUGACACACGGCGCCCUGGGGAAUGUCGGUGUGCUGGGCCUCGGCCUCAAACAGCUCUUCCAACAGCAGCGCCGCCGCCCAUCUGCCACGCCCCUCGGCUCUGGUCCAGAGCCCCCUGAGCCGGGUUCGUUUCUCGGGGAGCCGCCCCCGGGCCCGGCUGACACUGACCCCCCCGCCCCCUCCGCAGCUCUGAGCCGCGUGCUGCAGCAGAUCCGUGGGGCCCCUGGCAUGAAGCGAGGGAGCAGCCUGCAGAGCCGCCGCAGCAAGCCGGCCCCCGGCGAGGCGCCCAGGGGCAGCCCCCAAACCCCUCGGCGCAGCCAGCAGGAGGCGCUGCUGCUGGCCGGCCGACCUCGCUCCUCCUCCACGACUGAGACGCCCAGCAGCCCUGGCCCAGCACCCGCCGAUUCGCCACCGGGCGGGGGCCACGUUGGGGCCGAUGACGCCGAACGGAUUGAGCGGUUAGAGGUCAGUGGCCUGGUGCAGACACCCAACGCAGUGGCUUGUGGUACUGAUGGCUCCUACUCCGUGGAGGACAGCAGCCCCGAUCCCCAGCGCACGAAGCAGGCCAUCACCCAGCUGCAGCAGAAGAUCCUCAAGCUGACGGAGCAGAUCAAGGUUGAGCAGACGGCGAGGGAUGACAACGUGGCGGAGUACCUGGAGCUUUCCCACAAUGCCGACAAGCAGCAGCUCACUCGCAUCAAGCAGGUGUUUGAGAAGAGGAACCAGAGGUCUGCGCAGAGCAUUCAGCAACUGCAGCGGAAGCUGGAGCACUACCACCGUAAGCUCCGGGAGGUGGAACUCAACGGCAUCCCUCGACAACCUAAAGACGUCUUCCGAGACAUGCACCAGGGACUGAAGGACGUAGGGGCCAAGGUCACAGGCUUCAGCGAGGGUGUGGUAGACAGCGUGAAAGGUGGCCUUUCCAGCUUCUCACAGGCCACGCACUCUGCAGCGGGCGCAGUGGUGUCCAAGCCCAGGGAGAUUGCCUCUCUGAUCCGUCAUAGGUUCGGCAGCGCAGACAACAUAGCAGGGCUGAAGGACUCACUAGACGAGCCGCAGGGCGAGGAAAAUGCCAGGGCCUUGUGCAUCAGCAGUGGUCUGCAUUUUGGCAGUGAGGACGACUGCUCCAGUGCCACCUCAGGCUCUGCAGGAGCUAACAGCACAACCGGAGCCCCAGCUGGGCCCCCCAGCUUGAAAACCAACACGCUGGACAACAUGCAAAACUCAGACCUCGACACACUGUUCCAUGAGGUCCGAGAGAUCCACCAGAGCCAGGGCCGCUUGGAGGAAUCAUUUGAGGAACUCAAAUCUCACUACCAUAGUGACUAUUCCUUCAUAAUGCAGGCCCUUCAAGAGGAACGUUUCAGGUGCGAGCGGCUGGAGGAGCAGCUCAACGACCUGACAGAGCUCCACCAGAAUGAGAUCCUGAACCUGAAGCAGGAACUGGCCAGCAUGGAGGAGAAGAUGGCCUAUCAGUCUUACGAACGAGCUCGCGAUAUCCAGGAGGCGCUGGAGGCCUGCCAGACGCGCAUCUCCAAGAUGGAGCUCCAGCAACAGCAGCAGCAGGUGGUGCAGCUGGAAGGCCUGGAGAACGCCACGGCUCGCACCCUCCUGGGGAAACUCAUCAAUGUGCUGCUGGCCGUCAUGGCUGUGCUCUUGGUGUUCGUUUCCACGGUUGCCAACUGCGUGGUGCCCCUCAUGAAGACGCGCAACCGGACUUUCAGCACUUUUUUCCUGGCGGUCGUGCUGGUGUUCCUCUGGAAGAACUGGGAGGCCAUUUCAGGAUACAUGGACCGCUUCCUGCAGGCCCCCAGAUGACCGGCUAGGAAGACUGGUGGGAGGAGCCAAACACCCGAUCAAACAAUCUCUCUGAUGCUGAGAACAAGCAGCAUGGAAACCACAGAGCACAAUAACACUGUGGCAAGAACUGGGAGAGGAGAUGAAGAAAGGGGAUGUUUAUAUUUAGAUUGUGUUUUCACAGAAAGGAGUGGAUUUGUUUACAGUUUUUUUUUUUUUUGGGGGGGGGGGUGAGGUCGCAAAAUUAAUAUUAUUAUGUAAUAUUAUUUUAUUUCCAGAAAUUAAUAACAUUAUGUUUUUGUUGUUGUUAUAAAUAUUAUAAUGAUUAUUAUUAUUAUUACUACUACAACUACUACUGCAUUUGAUUUGGUUGACAUGUAGCAUCGCGCGCUCAUUCCCACCCAUUUCUGCCUGCCCCCC